AUGGUACAAAGAGCUAUAAUAACACCAACAAACGACGAAGUUGACAUGCUUAAUGAGAAGAUACUUACAGAGUUUGUCGGAGAAGAAAAAACCUACUACUCAUGUGACACUGUUCCAGAAGAUCGUCAAAAUCUCUAUCAACAGGAGUUCUUGAAUUCAUUAUCCUUUGGUGGUUUGCCACCACAUAUUCUUAAGCUAAAAGUUGGCUCUCCAAUCAUGCUUUUGAGAAAUAUUGAUACAAGCAGUGGGUUGUGUAAUGGGACAAGGUUAAUAUGUAGUCAGUUAAGGGAUCAUGUGAUUGAGGCAGAAAUUUUGACCGGAAGUCAUAAAGGGACACGAGUGUUCAUUCCACGUAUUCCUGUAAAAACGGCAGAAGAUGUGAAGUUGCCAUUUGAAAUGAUCCGGAAACAAUUUCCUGUGAAAUUAUGUUUUGCUUUGACCAUAAACAAAUCGCAGGGCAAACCAUUCCUCAUGUUGGUAUAUAUCUCCCCCAACAUGUUUUCAGCCAUGGACAGUUAUAUGUUGCACUAUCGAGAGGGACCUCACAAGAAACAACCAGAGUUUUGGUUAGUAAAGGAGAUGUUCGAGGUAGAUGUGGUGUAUUUACAAAAAACGUGGUUUACAAAGAAGUCCUCCUGCCUCAUAUGCCACAACCCUAAUUAUCAGGGAGCAAGCUAA
Molecule: messenger RNA, 678 nt
Organism: Chenopodium quinoa (quinoa)
Lineage: Eukaryota; Viridiplantae; Streptophyta; Magnoliopsida; Caryophyllales; Amaranthaceae
Product: ATP-dependent DNA helicase PIF1-like
Exons: 2
Coding region: 1-678 (225 amino acids)
Source: RefSeq, a predicted model, not a curated record